UGAUUACGGAUAUAUGGUAUUGGAUGAACAUAGAAUGGUUUCACAGGAAUUAUUAUUAUUAUCCAGUUAGGUGUUGUACAAGACAUUAAACCCCUUUUAAUGUUAAACGGUAUCUUAUCUGUAGAUGUGGUAAAAUACUUUACCUCAUACUCCUUUUGUGUGUCUUUUUUUCUAGAUUGUCCACCUGCAUGGGGUCUGCAUGACUAUCUCAGCUUGAAGUUUAAAUAGGGGUUCUUACAUGACGUUAGCUCUUGUUUCCUAAAGAAAAAGAUCAUUCUAUUCUGCCAAAUUAUAUAUCGGUAUUGACCAGACUACUUACCAUGAAAAUCCUUGUUGCUCUCUCUAACUUACCCCUACUUUAUUUCACCCUCUUUUUUAAAAAUCUUUUCAUUGGAGGUUUUUUCCAAUCAAUAGGCAAAUUUGCACCAUACAGAUUUUACAUAUUGCCUAUUUUUUACAGGUUCAUACACUCAUGCGGAGCUGCAGAUGAUGGUGAGGAUUGUCCGAAGGAUAUCUCUGAAGAUGAACCAACAAUUCCAUUUGCACUCGAUAUUUCAGACCCAGAUAUGGAUAAGAUUUCUACGUUCAAUGGGAUAGACGAUGGUAUAAGUUACAGACAGUAUUUUGCAAAACCUAGGUUUCAGAUUACGGCAGUUACAGAUGAAGGAACGCCAAUAUGGAUAGCAGGGCCGGGAAUUGAUUUUGUUUCCGUUGUCUUAUUUUCUGACGAAUAUCAUAUUAUUUUGGUUGUAGAGCUUGAUAUUGAUAAAUAUGAGGUCUCAAAGUAUUUUCAAAGAGUCAAUGGAGAAUGGAAGGAAAUCUCAGAGGCUGAAUAUGACGAUAUUGUUGACGACAUGAUGGAAGAAUCAGAUGAGUCUAAUACUGAAUAA
Molecule: messenger RNA, 890 nt
Organism: Theileria equi strain WA
Lineage: Eukaryota; Apicomplexa; Aconoidasida; Piroplasmida; Theileriidae
Exons: 1
Coding region: 321-890 (189 amino acids)
Source: RefSeq, a predicted model, not a curated record